Messenger RNA from Erinaceus europaeus (western European hedgehog), 3091 nucleotides. RefSeq names its product ATPase MORC2-like. Gene Ontology annotation, cellular component: nucleus. Lineage: Eukaryota; Metazoa; Chordata; Mammalia; Eulipotyphla; Erinaceidae. The record is from RefSeq and is a predicted model, not a curated record.
AUGGAGCAGCUGAGUGCCCACCCUGCUCAGAGCUCUGAUUUAACUUUGCUGUUCUUCAACCAGAGCCCCUUUUCAAUCCAAACGCAGGCAAAAUUUGAUAUUUUAAGGACCUUAAAACACCCUGCAAUUAAACACAACAGCCGCAAAAGCCACAUUCACACAAUCAUAGAGGCCUUUAUUCUUUUGGGACCACAACGUGUCGUAACUGGUGUCUAUAAAGACUCAGAUGCUGUUUUGGUACUCUUUUUCUUCCAACUUUCAAAAACCGCCUACUUCCUUUCCAAUAAAUUAUCUCAGAGGAGAAGGUCUUCAAAUUCUGCCAUCUUUUCUGAAGGUAGAAGACCAGGCUGCACUGACAAUAUCUCUGGCUCGCGCAGUAGGACCAAGCUAGAUGUGCCCAUCAAGAUGUUAAUAGAAAAUGAGUGCAUUGCCUUUAUAGGAAAAUCAAAAGAUUCAAGGAUGUCCCAUGAAUGUGCAACAUGUGCUACAUUGUAUGAAUUAACUCCUAAUAUCAAGAUACCUGCUAAAAAUUGUGGGUACCCAGACAUGUUAACUUCCAAUGGAAUGAUAGAUGCUUCUUUGGACAAAGGAAGCAUUUCCCUUCAGAUCUCAUUGGUUAUAACUGGAUCAAAUCCUCUCUGUCAAUGGGAAAAGGUUUUUCCCUUAAAUCCUGGUGAGCCUUCUGGGCAGUUCAUUAUCCUGAAGCCCCUGAGUUCACAGGGUAAGGAGCCAAAAGUUCCCUGCCUUCGUUACUCUGAUAAUGUGCUCCAGUGUGAAACUACCAAAACGGACAUCACCCACCUCUUCCUCCCUCAGACCUUUCACGAGGAGGAAGACAUUGAUGAAGUAACAGUCCCAUCGCCUACUUAGAAUGUUCAGGCCCCAGAUUGCAUCACAGACAACAUACAGAAAAAUGCCAUGGAAACAGAACUCGCCUACAAGUACUCUCCCACGACGAGGAGGGAGUGACUGACCCGGUUCAUGGGCAGUGGAACCCUGCUGAUCAUUUUCAACCUCAAACUCGUGGAUAACCGAGAGCCAGAGCUACACAUAAUCUCAAGUCCUAGAGACAUUCGGAUGACGGAGAAGGCCCUAGAGCGCUCGAAGCCCUAGAGGCGUUCCUUGCGCAGCGUCUAUGCGACACUGCUUGACUUCAACCCCAGAAUGCGGGUCUUAAGCCGCCGGUACAAGGCGCAAAGUACGCGGCUCUCCUGCUGCCCGUACAGGGCCAGGAGGUACAAGUACACGUCAAGCCGGCUCAAGACCCACUCGCAGUGGGAAGUGAACAAAGCGGAACGUGUGGUCAGGAUUGCUGAAGCGAAGGCCACGGAGGAAGAGAGCCACGCUCGAGCCUUAGAGCUGCGCUUUAGCGGAGACCUCAGCCAAUACUCCAGGGUGGUGCAGAACCCUGCCAUCACUCUGCGCCAAGAGGCCAACAUCAAAAAACGCUUCGAGGAGGCCAAGCAGCAAGCCAUCAAAGAGCCUAAGGAGUUGAAUUUCCUAUUUGCGGAGAAUACUGAGCACCGUGACCUGAACGGUAUAUUCGUCUGUAAACGCAGCUGCCCGAUCAAGAUGUAUGAGAAAACGCGCCCAGGGCUGGAAGGGGGCGUGGCAUGCGGAGGGGUGGUUGGCGUUGUGAAGGUGCCCUGCCUAAUGCUGGAGCCGGCGCCCAACAAGCAGGACUUUGUCAAUGCCAAGGAGUACCCGCACCUACUGCUGGCCAGGUGUGAGCACCCAGUGCACAACUGGGAGGACAUUACCAUUGCCCCGUGGGGGAUCAUUAAGUCCUCAGUUGAGUUGGGCUCCUCUGCCAACUGGAACCAGCCCCCGUUGAGCGAGCUGCACUACAAGCGCUGUAGAGUCAUAGACAUCUCGAGCACCAACCAGUGUGAUUUGUGUCUGAAGUCGCUGAUUAAUUUGGAGAAAGAUUACCCUAACACCUGGGUGUGUUCCCAGAAGAUAUCUGUUGUCGGCAGCCCCCCAAAGCCCCCUGCCCCUGUGGCCUGUGAAGAGGCCAAGCCGGAGCCACCAAGCAGAGUCCCUUCAACUACUGCAGGAUGGAAGUGGGCUCUCACGGUCUCAGAGGCCGAGAGGAGGAAGGAGAAAACCAAGCAGGGAAAGUUUGCCGUGAAGGAGGAGAAGGAUGGCUAUGAGCUCUUGGACAGUGCAGGAGAGGAGGAUGCUACUCAUCUCAGGAGCUCUGAGCAAGAGGAAGGGCUGCAUGGGGAGGUACUUGUAAAGAGGGAAUGCUACAUAGGCGGAGCCAGGGCUGUGGAGGCCAGUAAACAUGUGAUGCUGUGGAAGGUGAAGUCUGACUAUGUGCCCAAAGACACGACCUCGAAAGACUGCUGGGGAGUGAAAGACAGCAGGGAAAUGCAGCUAGUGAAGCCCCCUUUCCUGGAAUGUCACAAUCCUGAUACUCAGCAAGAGGGGGAGGGGGAGGAGGGGGAGGAGGCCACAGGGGCCCCACAGGCUGUAGUCCUGGACAAGUCCUCCUCAACAUCUGAUUAUGUCCUUUUGAAGUCUGACCCCACUACUCCCAGAACAGAACAGCAGACCAUCGAAAUGUUGGUGGAGAUCAUCCAGAAUUGUUUAGGCUACUUCCUGCCACCAAACUUCCCCAUCUCCAAGAAGGACCUCAGCACUAUGAACUCAGAUGAAUUGAUAGCAUUCCCUCUGGAAGAGUACAUCGAGCAGUAUGAAACGGAUCUCCGGAAUCACUUAGAUUCCUACGAGAGCAAAGCCAAGGACUUUGAGAAGAAACUGCACAUCUCUGAGAGGAAGCUCCGAGAGACCAAGGACAAGCUGCAGAAGCUGAGGGUCGGCCUUGCACAAUAUUUGCAGAAGAUGCAGGGGGACAUUCACAUCAACACGGACGAGGAACUGGACACCUACAUUGAGGACUUUGUCAACAAGAAGGACUGAGCAUUCAGGACAGUGCCCCAGUUGGGGGUCCCUUCCAGAGUGGGGACUACUCGUGGUUUGAUUCACAGGGGACACUGGUUCUUUUGCAGGGAAAGAUACUCUAAUCCUUAUAAUCGUCCUCCCUAAGUUUGUACUUGUAUUUUCAAAAGAAACAAGAUGAAAUGCC